Synchiropus splendidus (mandarinfish) is the source of this 1300-nucleotide messenger RNA. Its product is annotated as T-cell acute lymphocytic leukemia protein 1 homolog. NCBI's taxonomy places the organism in Eukaryota, Metazoa, Chordata, Actinopteri, Syngnathiformes, Callionymidae. The transcript is spliced from 4 exons. The coding region runs from base 410 to 925 and encodes 171 amino acids. The record is from RefSeq and is a predicted model, not a curated record. Gene Ontology annotation, biological process: regulation of transcription by RNA polymerase II. Gene Ontology annotation, molecular function: DNA-binding transcription factor activity, RNA polymerase II-specific; RNA polymerase II cis-regulatory region sequence-specific DNA binding; protein dimerization activity.
AGCGUUUAUCGCUUCUGACGUCACGCAGCAUUGGUCCAGAGUUGACGCAAUGCUGACAUCUAUUGUCCAGUACUCGACUCGUCUGUGAGGUGAAAACAACCACUGAUAAGACUGAUAUGUUGGUCGUGACAGCGGUGAAGAAGGAAAUCAGACCCCGGAAAACACGAUUCUGGCAGCGGGGGGCGGGUCCGAGGAGACGCCCCCUCUGGACCCAAAAGGUCCCCGGGGGGCUGCAAGCUCUGAGGUCCACUCUUGCUAGAUUAAUUGGACUGCUUUUUUCAAUGGCGUUUCCUUGGAAACGACGCGUCACGACUCACAAGCGUCAGGUAUAUAAAGACUCACCAGCAGACCUCCAUCACUGGGACCGUCUGGAUCCACACAGCAUCGAACCCGGAUCUUUCAGCAAGACAUGAACGCCAGCAGGAAACUAGAUCAACACGUUAUCAUGAGACAGAGGUCGCCUUCAUAUGACGUCACACCCACAGAAGGCUCUCGUCCUCGAGUCGCUCGUCGUAUCUUCACCAACAACCGCGAGCGUUGGCGGCAACAGAACGUCAAUGGCGCUUUCGCUGAGCUACGCCGCCUCAUCCCGACUCACCCCCCUGACAGGAAGCUGAGCAAGAACGAGACCUUGCGAUUGGCCCUCAGGUACAUCAACUUCCUGGAUGGACUCCUGACAGAGCCGGAGCUCAGGGCUCCACUCAGCCGCUCGGCCAGUGUCGAGUCCUCAUCUGGCAAUGAAGGCUCAGCAGAUGAGGACUCCUGCCCAGAUACCCCGACUGAAGACAGUGCCGCCCUGCCUGUCCUCCACCUGCAGUCAGAGCAGGCGUGCUGGACUCUGGAGGAUUCAGGGUUUGACUCCUUUCACUUGGGAGACUCAAGUCUUUGUGAUGCUGAAAACUUCUGGGACUUUUUGUCAGUCUGACUGUGGAAAAACUUGUUUGUAUUCGCAACCUAUUAGGCUGCAUUCAGUAGACAGUAGGAAACGUAUACAGACUUAGAAUCAUUGUUAGAGUUCUUAGUCUUCAACUGCUCAAACCGUGACUUUAGAUAUAGAAAUGAAAUUAAUGCACUGGCUUCAGUGAAAUCUUUCUCGACUGCAAAGUUCACAGACACCUUGAAUUUGGAACGUGGACCAUGCAUUUUAGCCUACACUGAAGCCUCAACUUUGAGUCUUUAUUCCCGUCGGUUUGUGCCGCACAGAUCAUGUUGAUCUUCACCUGUGUUGGAGUGUGCGGCCCUCUGAAUGAAAUGUGAUAUUCACAUGUAGAAGAGUGGACGAGUGUCAUUGUGUUUCUGU